This is a messenger RNA of Batrachochytrium dendrobatidis JAM81, 402 nucleotides long. RefSeq lists its product as uncharacterized. Bases 1 to 402 code for a protein of 133 amino acids. The record is from RefSeq and is a predicted model, not a curated record. The transcript has a single exon. NCBI's taxonomy places the organism in Eukaryota, Fungi, Chytridiomycota, Chytridiomycetes, Rhizophydiales.
AUGAAAUUCAUAUCGACUAUUGUGUUGUCGCUGUUGUCGGUGACAGUCAGUGCGGUAGUCAUCGAUCGUCCGUCUGCCAGCGAAUCAGAGUCUGUAAAAGAAUGUUCAACACACAUGCAGCAACACACUGGUAUUUGCGCUUCAACUGGAACAGAGCAACAAUCUAUUGAAACCAAUUAUGAUGUAGCUCAGUCGACUGUAGAUCCCGAUGAUUCAGACAGCUCUGUUGAACAGUCCAAUGAAUCAUCGUCAUCCUCUGAGUCCAAACAGUCAGAUGAUGAUAUAUUUGACAACACACUAUACGACGACGUCUGCCAUCUUCCUAAAAACUAUAUCCCAGAGAACAAACGGCCCAUUCUCACACAUCAGCAAUGCAGCGUUGCUACAAAAGUAUACACUUGA